Artibeus jamaicensis (Jamaican fruit-eating bat) is the source of this 4716-nucleotide messenger RNA. RefSeq names its product solute carrier organic anion transporter family member 1C1 (gene SLCO1C1). The coding region runs from base 142 to 2277 and encodes 711 amino acids. Gene Ontology annotation, molecular function: protein binding; bile acid transmembrane transporter activity. The transcript has 15 exons. Gene Ontology annotation, biological process: transmembrane transport; bile acid and bile salt transport; sodium-independent organic anion transport. The record is from RefSeq and is a predicted model, not a curated record. Gene Ontology annotation, cellular component: membrane. Lineage: Eukaryota; Metazoa; Chordata; Mammalia; Chiroptera; Phyllostomidae.
CUGGCAAAACUGCUCAGAGCUGCUGGAUCAUUCACCCCAGUCUGCUCUUCCAGCCUGUGGAGUGUGGUCCAGCCUCUUACUGAGCAGAACUGGCUGUCUUUGACGUCCACCUCCAGAUCAGAGUCAAGGAACGUUUUCAUAAUGGACACCUCAUCCAAAGAAAAUAUCCAGUUAUUCUGCAAAAAUGCAGUGCAACCUGUAGAGAGGCCUUCCUUUAAAACAGAAUAUUCCCCCUCAGAGGAGAAACCCCCCUGCUGUGGUGAACUAAAGGUGUUCCUGGGUGCCUUGUCUUUUGUUUACUUUGCCAAGGCACUGGCAGAAGGCUAUCUGAAGAGCACCAUCACCCAGAUAGAGAGAAGGUUUGAAAUCCCUUCUUCACUGGUGGGAGUUAUCGAUGGAAGCUUUGAAAUUGGGAAUCUUUUAGUUAUAACAUUCGUUAGCUACUUUGGCGCCAGACUUCACAGGCCAAAAAUCAUCGGCGCAGGGUGCCUGGUCAUGGGCGUCGGGACACUGCUCAUUGCGUUGCCUCAGCUCUUCAUGGAACAGUACAGAUAUGAAAGAUAUUCUUCUCUCUCCAAUUCCACUCAUAGCAUCUCGCCAUGUUUCCUGGAGUCUAACAGUCAAUUACCAACCUCAGUUAUGAAAAAAGCACAGUCUAAAAUAAAUAAUGAAUGUGAAGUCGACACCAGCUCCUCCAUGUGGGUUUAUGUUUUCCUGGGUAACCUUCUUCGUGGAAUUGGAGAAACGCCCAUCCAGCCUCUAGGCAUCACCUACCUUGAUGAUUUCUCCAGUGAAGACAAUGCAGCUUUCUAUAUUGGGUGUGUGCAGACGGUUGCAAUUAUAGGACCAAUCUUUGGCUUCCUGUUAGGCUCAUUAUGUGCCAAAUUGUAUGUUGACAUUGGCUUUGUAAACCUAGAUCACAUAACCAUUACCCCAAAGGAUCCCCAGUGGGUAGGUGCCUGGUGGCUUGGCUACCUAAUCGCAGGAGUCCUAAGUCUUGUUGCAGCUGUGCCUUUCUGGUGUUUACCAAAGAGUCUUCUGAGACCCCAAAGCAGAGAGGAUUCCAGUUCUUCUGAGAAGUCCAAGUUUAUUAUAGAUGAUCACACGGAGUACCAAACACCCAAUAGAGAAAAAGCAAAAAUAAUGGAAAUGGCAAGAGAUUUUCUUCCAUCACUGAAGAAUCUUUUUGGCAACCCAGUGUACUUCUUGUAUUUGUGUGCAAGCACCCUUCAGUUCAAUUCUCUAUUUGGCAUGGUGACAUACAAACCGAAAUACAUCGAGCAGCAGUACGGGCAGUCGCCCUCCAGGGCCAACUUUGUUAUCGGGCUCAUCAACAUACCUGCAGUAGCCCUUGGAAUAUUCUCUGGGGGAAUAGUUAUGAAAAAAUUCAGAAUCGGUAUCUUUGGAGCUGCGAAAAUCUACUUGGGAUCAUCUGCUCUUGGGUACCUCCUGCUCCUUUCCCUGUUUGCACUGGGCUGUGAAAAUUCUGACGUGGCAGGACUAACUGUCUCCUACCAAGGAACCAAACCUGUCUCUUAUCAUGAACGAGCUCUCUUUUCAGAUUGCAACUCAAGAUGCAAAUGUUCAGAGACAAACUGGGAACCCAUGUGUGGUGAAAAUGGAAUCACAUAUGCCUCGGCUUGUCUUGCUGGUUGUCAAACCUCCACCAGGAGUGGAAAAACUACAAUAUUUCAUAACUGCACCUGUGUGGGAAUUGCAGCCUCAAUGUCAGGAAAUUUCUCAGGCAUGGUGGGCAGAUGCCAAAAAGAUAAUGAGUGUCCCAAAAUGUUUUUGUAUUUCCUUGUAGUAUCAGUCAUCACAUCCUAUACUUUAUCUUUGGGUGGCAUACCUGGAUACAUACUGCUUCUGAGGUGCAUUAAGCCACAACUUAAGUCUUUUGCCCUGGGUAUCUACACUUUGGCAAUAAGAGUUCUUGCAGGCAUCCCAGCUCCUGUAUAUUUUGGAGUUUUGAUUGACACUUCAUGCCUCAAAUGGGGAUUUCAAAGAUGUGGAAGCAGAGGAUCCUGCAGAUUAUAUGACUCGAAUGCUUUUAGACACAUAUAUCUGGGACUAACUAUGCUGCUGGGAGUAAUGUCCAUUUUCUUAAGUAUUGCCGUACUUUACACUUUAAAGAAAAAUUAUGUUUCAAAGCAUAGAAGCCUCAGAACUAAGAGAGAGAGAACAAUGACAUCUACGAGAAUCAGGAAGGAGAGUUGUGCUACGAGUGACCUCUUACUGCAACCCAGCUGCUGGCCAGCCAAGGAGACGCAGCUUUAGAAAAGUGAUGUCUUGUGCCAUCUUUUCCAUUUUCUGGAAAUUCUGCAAACCAAUUAGAAUCAAUGUGUACAUUCUGUAUCCUUUUGAAAAAAUGUCUACUUUGUUUUUGAUACUAGGUAUUAGAUAAUGCACCUCAUAACAAAUAGACUUAAUCAUAUUAUAGAAAAUAUAGAUAAUGAAGGUAAAACUUUAAUUUAUAUGUCAAUCUCUUAUAUUAUUUACUCACUCCACUUCAUUUACCUUGUGCCCAAUGACAUAUUAGUUAUAUUCCUAGUAGAACAAUUGUCCCUAUAGUCUAAUAGCUAUAUGUAAAAUAAUUUUUAUGCUGAGAUACUUAUCUAGGAAAAGAGAAUACUGUUAAAAAAAUGAACCACAUCUUGGCCUCUUUCAAACAUCACCUUAAUGAUGUUGUUAGGAUAGAACCAGAACACGUAGAGAAAAUUUUCAUUAUAACCUUCUCCUUUCUUUUGAAAUACCAUCACUGAUGUAGAAAUGUAUAGAGGUAAAUGAUCUUGGGGGAUUUGAAUUUUGGAUAAUUAGCUUUUCUGCCAUUCAUUACAUGUGCUUUAUGUGUGACAUUUUAAGUGACCAUGGUUGUAAAGUAAUAAAAUUAAUACAAAUGUGCUUUAUUAUUCUUCUAUGAGUUCAGUGGAUUUAAAAAUAAUGUUAAAUACAAUACUGUCCACAUUACAGUUUAUGUAAGCAGCUCCAGACUUGUGCACACAAUGUCAUUCUAACACACAUCUGAAAGUUGAAUUUCGAAAAGUGUACCGUAAACUUAGGUGUUAUAAUAGGAAGGCAGAGCGAUGGGUUGAGGGGCCUGCUUCCCGCUGGUGCGCUCCCUGGCUCCUCUCACAGGGCCCCAGGGCUUCUGCGCAGCGGGCUGCUGCUGGCAUGGCUGUCAGAGACCUCUCUGUUUCUCUGCAGCUGAAAAAGGCAAGACAGGCAUUUCCUCCUCGCUGGCUUUCCAGGGCUUCUCUGCCUAAAUAUAGUAGGUACAGGAGUCCACCAUCUUUAAUUUUCAGCUUCAUUAGACACUAUGUUUUUUUUCCUCCAUCACAGCUGCACAAGAGGGACCUGCUAGCCCUCCCAAGAAAAGCAGACUUAAGAUGGAGUUCACCCCAGUGGAGUCUUGAAAUUGUACAGUUCUAAGCAGCCUUUAGAACAAACAGAACAAUCAACAGGGUACUUCCAACAAAGAGUCUUUUCCAGGUGUGUCAUGGAACCAAAUCCAACAGGAUUGCCCAGCUCAAAAACAUAGUACCACACAGAGGAGGACUCAAAAAAAAUGCAAAUGACAUGGUGUGCAGUCUUCUACUUAUUUGUUUCUUUAUAUACCAGUCCUGUGAAUGUGAAUGGAAAAGCUGGAGAUGAAAAGUUUGGGGAUGGAGAGUGGAAAAAUUUCCUUGAAAUACAUAUUAAUUUUGUCAUUUUAUUUUAAUUAGCAAUGCAAGGAUUUUUUUAUAUUUUACUACUUUUUAAAAUUGAAAAUAGGUUGAUGUUUUGUGUCCAGCAGGCCCACUUCAGACCUGUGGCUGCCCUAAUAAUUUGUAAGCAGGAAUCUUUUUUGUCAUCUGAGUAUCAAUCUUACCCAUGACAAAUAUUUACUGAAUGGGUAAGUGAGUACACUUGUCAAGAGUCUUCUUUGUAGAGGUAUAAUUAAAAUUCAGGUUCCUCAUCCUGUCUCCCACAUCCUCUGUUUUUCAAAGCGUUUUGUAGCAAUACCCUGAAAAAUAACUACUUUGCAAGUAAACUUUAAAACAGAAUCCUAUCCAAUGUACUCUUGAAUAACUUAAAAAAUAAAAAUUGGCAUAAGGGAGGAUUUUUUUCAUAAAAGCACUGAAUGUCAGUGAAAAGAAGGCAUGUUUAUGCAUAACCGUUAAUUCAACCGUGGAAUUAUAUAUGCUAAACUCAGCUGUACGGCAUAGGAGGGCAUCAUUUCCUGGGGAAUCGAAUGUACUAAAAGGAACCUUGAUUUUAGAGAAGUGAAUUCAUCUGACAGAAGCAAGCAGGCUUAUUACUCCUCAGAAAGAACAUGACUUUUUAAAAACCAAACCCCAUUUCCGAGGUCAAAAAUAUCCCCUCAGCGCCAGAGUCAAACAUUAGAGGUAAGGCCUUGACUGAUGUGUGGGAUCCCACAAUUGCUCUGCAUUCAAUGGGCCACUUUAUUUUCUUAUUCUAGAGCCAUAGCCCCUAGAGUUGAGUAGCACCUCAAAUGAGCAUCUGAUUCACUUUAACCUACAGAAAAAUAAUGCUCUAACAAUAUCAUCUUAUAAAUGGAAUAAUUUAGAUUGGGUUAAAUGAUUUGCUGAAGGUGGAGGCAGGCAGAUUCAUGCUGGUUUCUUCCAUCACAUCACUGUGCCUCUAAAGUAGGUAAUAAAAACAAAUCAUCUAAAACCUCUAAAAACAGCUGGAAGAACAUUUGUGACCAUCAGCAUU